GGAGAUGCCCUAAAUCCCCAAAUUCCAAACGGAGCCCUAAUUUCCGCUUUCCACCCCCAAAUUCGAAAUCCUAUUUUCUUGAUUCUCAAACCGACAACACCCUCUCAAUUCUCGACCAAAGCAAAGCCCUAAUUUUCCCAUCUCUCUCUCUGUCCGCUGAUGACGACGAUGUCGAAAGAUGCAGCAAGAUCGUGUGUAUACUUCCGCGCUCUGAGAUCGGGGGAUUACGCCUACGACUGGUACAAGAUCGACGACACCACAGAUUCGGGCACUCAUCUCUCUCCGGCGCUCCCCAGGCUUCCCAUCAGCUCCGAGCUCUCAAGCUGCGUCUCACUUGGUCCGGCCAUCUACGUCUUUGGCGGAGCAAAGGUCAGCGCAGACGGCUCGUACGUGAAGGGACACCUGGACGAACUCCAUUGGAUCGACACUCUCCGUCCCGAUCAAACCGGUUGGGUGAAAGCCCCUCCGACGUCGAGGCCUAGGGCCCUCACUUACCAGGCCAACAUCAACGGCAAGAUCUACCUCAUGGGACGCGGAGUCACGGAUGUCUUGGAGAAUACCGAGUUGAAUUGCUGGCGCAGCUUGAAGCCGCCUCUGGUGGAAACCACUCCGUCAGGGCACGCUGUUUUGGACGGCGGCAAGGGGUUUCUGGUGAAUUACCCUCUCUUGGAUGCGCUCUACAAGUUCGACGUGGUACGGAACACGUGGUCCGUUCACGACUUGGAUUGUGGUAGAAUUGGUUUCAAAACAGCCUCCGUUGAUGGUAUUUUGUUCAGCUUCCUUCCUGUUCCUUCCGGCAGGGGCAUUUGUGGUUACCUUGUUUCGGAUAGUAAACCUUUUGGAUCACCAAAACCGGUGUUAGGUUUGGAGGUGUUGGAUUUGAUAUCGGCGGAGGAUGGUGAUUACGUAAUGAAUUAUGUUCCUCGGGUGUUGCUUGAUGCAGGCAACGGAAAGCUAUGUGCUAUAUACACUCGAGAUUUAGGUGUUGGAUCUGGAAACAUCAAGGUUUACUGCCUUAAAUUUCGCGUCUCUAAGGAUUUCGACGAAGUAUCGGGUGAAACUAAUUUCCUGGCUGAGAAUCCAGUACUGUCCCAUUACUAUUGCGAUGACGUCACCAAUUUAUUUGACGCCGUGUCUGUGUUUCCAUAUGAAGGAAUGAAGACAGAAAAUGGUGUUGGCAUCGAGGAUAAGAUGACUUCAAUGACAACCAUGGAAAUCAGGAGCUGCAAAGACCAAGUUCAAGGAGGUGGCAACAAUAAGACCAGCAGCAUCAACCAGAAGAAGAAAAACUGGAAGAAUACAAAGAAAUAGUAUAACACUAAGUCCACCCGCAACAAGGAAAUUGAUAUUAAGAACAAGAACGAGAUGGUGUUUGUUCGUAUUAGUGAGGUUGAUGCUUUUUUCUGUUAUCGAAGAUGACCUUUGUUAUUGGCCCUUUUUGUUAAAAAGGAACUGGUCUAAAACUAUGUAUGGCUUCCUUUUCUUGCAUUUUUAAUUGUACGUACUAUAUUACUAUGCUUCUCUCUUCUUAAUGCAUGUACAUGGAUUCUAUC
Molecule: messenger RNA, 1553 nt
Organism: Rhododendron vialii
Lineage: Eukaryota; Viridiplantae; Streptophyta; Magnoliopsida; Ericales; Ericaceae
Exons: 2
Coding region: 160-1311 (383 amino acids)
Molecular function (GO): protein binding
Source: RefSeq, a predicted model, not a curated record